UACAUCAUACCACCCCGUUCUUCGUUUCUAUUGUCAGAUUUCAGUGAAAUAGACUUAUUAGCAAAAGUUGAAACCAAGUUUGAUUUCGUUGUUGUUGAUCCUCCAUGGCAAAAUAAGUCUGUGAAACGAAAAAAGAGGUACUAUGAAACUUUUUCAAUGCUGAAUCUUGUGAAAAUACCAAUGCCUGAGUGGUGCAAUGAAAACUGCCUUGUUGCUGUGUGGGUCACAAAUAAAAUAAAAUAUCAAGAUUAUGUAAGGGAGGAAUUGUUCCCAUCAUGGAAUCUUCAGUUUGUUGCCACGUGGUACUGGUUGAAGGUGACAAAAAAGUUAACGCCUGUAUAUCCAUUACUGCUCUCAACAUCAUCAACAAAACAUCCGAAGAAGCCUUAUGAACUCCUCAUGCUGGGAAGAUUUAGAUUAGAGAAAUAUCACCUCAUGUCAAACAGCAAUAUUGAUUGUAAAAUACAAGACAGAAUGGUCAUCAUUAGUGUUCCAUCAGCCAUACAUUCUCACAAGCCCUACCUUCGUGAAGUUUUUAAAGAUCAUCUGCCAGAAGAUGCCAAGUGUUUGGAAUUAUUUGCCCGCAAUCUGCAGUCUGGUUGGACUUCUUGGGGCAAUGAGGUACGAGUAUGUGUAUGGAUUUAUCAACAAUAUAUUUUCAUUUCGCUAAGUUUGCUUGGAAUGCAAUCAACUCUUGCUUGCUCUCAAGAUUUAAUUAAUAUAAUUUGA
This is a messenger RNA of Helobdella robusta, 729 nucleotides long. RefSeq lists its product as hypothetical. NCBI's taxonomy places the organism in Eukaryota, Metazoa, Annelida, Clitellata, Rhynchobdellida, Glossiphoniidae. Gene Ontology annotation, molecular function: nucleic acid binding; methyltransferase activity. The transcript is spliced from 6 exons. Gene Ontology annotation, cellular component: nucleus; RNA N6-methyladenosine methyltransferase complex. The record is from RefSeq and is a predicted model, not a curated record. The annotation marks the transcript as partial.